AUGGUCAGAAAACUUAAAUUUCAUGAAGGGAAACUGCUAAAGAAAGUAGACUUUAUAUCAUGGAAGUUGGAUAACAAUAUUAGUGAAGUGAAGGUUAUGAAAAAGUUUUGUAUACAAAAGCGUGAGGAUUACACAAAGUAUAACAAAUUGUCUCGUGAUAUCAGAGAGCUCGCAAACAAGAUAAAAGACCUCGAUCCAAAUAAUGAAUUCAGGACAGAGUCAAGUGCUCAACUUUUGGAAAAACUUUACCAAAUUGGAUUGAUACCGACAAGAUGGGAUCUUGCCUUGGCCACUAAUGUCUCUGCCAGUUCUUUCUGUAGGCGAAGGCUGCCUGUGUUGAUGGUUCGAAAUAAAAUGUCAGAAACUAUUAAAGAAGCCACAAAGUUUAUUGAACAAGGACAUGUAAGAGUGGGACCUGAAGUAGUGAAGGAUCCUGCAUUCCUUGUCAACAGAUCACUGGAGGACUUUGUUACAUGGGUUGAUGGUUCAGCAAUAAGAAAACAUGUUCUGGAAUAUAAUGAAAUGAGAGAUGACUUCGAUAUGUUAUAAUUUUAUAUAAGGCUUUAGUUAUAUAAGAAUACUUAUUUUAAGAUUCUGUACUGUUACCACAACAACAAGUGAAAGUACCAAUACACUUUUUAAUGCACA
Messenger RNA from Bombyx mori (domestic silkworm), 648 nucleotides. RefSeq names its product U3 small nucleolar ribonucleoprotein protein IMP3. Gene Ontology annotation, cellular component: small-subunit processome; Mpp10 complex; small ribosomal subunit. The transcript is spliced from 4 exons. NCBI's taxonomy places the organism in Eukaryota, Metazoa, Arthropoda, Insecta, Lepidoptera, Bombycidae. Gene Ontology annotation, biological process: rRNA processing; ribosomal small subunit biogenesis. Bases 1 to 549 code for a protein of 182 amino acids. The record is from RefSeq and is a predicted model, not a curated record. Gene Ontology annotation, molecular function: rRNA binding; structural constituent of ribosome; snoRNA binding.